CGUUGUUUGUCUCUUUCUCAGAGGGAAAAAUUGGCUGCUCAUUUCCGUUUAUACUAACAGACUUGUUUACAAAUUUUUGAAUUGGAGUCAGUUGUCACCAGCAGAGAGCUUUAUGAAGAUGUCUUGGACGCUAAAUACGAGAGUAACAGCCGUGUCCAAAUACCAAAGAUUUCAUUGAAUGUUCCGUCACAAAUCGAGGCUGUGUUCGAUUCGAAUUUUCUCGCGCAUUCACAGUGCCUGGUUCAAAAAGACCACGACCCAUUAUUUCGACCUCGCAUGAUUCUCGCAAGGUUUCAAGACGUUUUGCGGCUCCGUUUGAAUCUUCAUCAACGUGGUCAAUUCUCAAUGUGUCUGAGCGCUUAUGCGGGCAACAGAAGUGGGAGUCCCCUUGGCAUGGAGUAGAAGCCGUCGACAGUCGUUUUACUGCAAGGAACUCGUAAUUCGGUUCCCUGUUUCGUUGUGUCUCCUUGUUUUGUUAAUGCCCUUCACUCGGACUGCAAUAUCGGGUGUUGACGGAGAGAUCGAUAGCAAGAAUCGCAGUUGUGGAAUGCCACUAAACACCUCUAAGAAAUGCUGGACUGAAGCAGCUUGUAUUCGUGUUAACUGCAUGAACCGCGCGGAAGAUGCCUCGCACCGCUUGGAAUUUUGUUCACAUUUGAAUGUAGUUUUGAAGAAUAGAACUAUUUGCCAAGAGUGGCCAAACAUAAGCUUAAUACAACAGAAGGACAACGAGGCUGAAAGAAACUACAAUAAUUUUGAAGGAAUAAUACAGCGUAUCGAUUGUGGAGAAAAUUGGGAAACGCACACAUACUCAGCAGCAUCAACAUGCCGCGGCUGUCUGGAAGCCUAUAAGAACUGGAUUUGCUACACAAAAAUUUCUGAAGCUAUUGCUGAAAUGGAAGCUGAUUACAAGACCCAUCCGAGAAAGCAAUGUUUAGAGUUUUGUGAGACUGUGUUGCGGAGGUGCCCUUAUCUUCCACCAAACCCACCAAACGAUAAAGACUGGGUACAAAUUGGAUAUUCUGCUUUUAACUGCAAUAAUGCUGAAGAAUUGAAUGAAGGCAACGUCGGAUGAUAAGCAUUGUCAAUUAAAUUAUUUUGAUCCAAGGGAGAAAUGCAAGCAGAACACAAAACUACCUCAAUCUACACAGGAAGCCCAAGCUCACUACUAGAAAAGCGAACGCGACUUACCACGUCCACUUUUCUAGUAGUGAGCUUGGGCUGCCUGUGCAAUCUACAGUUACUACUGACAGUAACCCCAAGAACAGUAUCACCCAAUAACUCAUCAUCAAUCCCUAAAAGUAAUGAUGGUAGAUAAUAUUGACUCUAGAUUUUCUGAUUAGAUUACUUUCCUCCAUGAAAAAUAUUGUUCUGUAAAUUUUUUUUUAGGAUUUGUGGAUUGGUAGCCAUUGCAUACUAUAACUAUGUAGCUGGUAGCACUGUGAGAAAUUUUUCCUGAAGUAAUAAUAUUUUAUGAGACAAUCACAAUACUGCAUGAAUUAAGACUCUAAAUUAAGUAUUGAUUUUAAGAAGAAAAUUACUUUUGAAACAGUGUGACAGUUGCUAUGAACUUGGCUAAUGCUACUCUUUACUAAACAUGUAUAAUAGGGACCAAGACCAAUGUUGGCACCAAUAUUUUUAUAACUAGACUCAAAUUUGGAGACAAAGCUCCUAUGUUUAUGAAAGGGAAGAUAUGUGACCAAGCCCUCUGGCAAGAAAUAUUCAUACUCUAGCAGGGCUUGACACUAACUUUUCAACUUACUAGCCAAGUGGCUAGUGACAACUUAGAUGUCACAACAAAAUCAGUUUGUGUACUUGCCAAACUGGUCAGUGGAAAUCGAAAACCACUAGCCAAAACUGAAUUUCUACUGUUAGUGUCAAGCCCUGCUCUAGUCUAAAAGUUUAAAAGGCUUGUACACUAUUGCACUAAAACAAGAGAUGUAAAUAUUCAUGUAAAUGAGCAUGAAUACGUGAGUAUUAUGUAAAGCAAAAUAUCAUAUUCCUCAUUUUGUCAUUUUAUUGUUUUUAUUUAUUCCACAUUGGAUGUCCCCACAGGCAUUAAACAAAUUUUAUGUUAAGAAUUCUUUAGCUCUGAAAUACAGUAUUGCUGUUGUUUUGA
Messenger RNA from Stylophora pistillata, 2119 nucleotides. RefSeq lists its product as uncharacterized. Gene Ontology annotation, cellular component: plasma membrane. NCBI's taxonomy places the organism in Eukaryota, Metazoa, Cnidaria, Anthozoa, Scleractinia, Pocilloporidae. Gene Ontology annotation, biological process: calcium ion import across plasma membrane. Gene Ontology annotation, molecular function: stretch-activated, monoatomic cation-selective, calcium channel activity. The record is from RefSeq and is a predicted model, not a curated record.